CCGUCCCAUUCGCAGUUUCCACCGACCGCUCCUGAGGACACCAUGGACGGCGUUGUAUACGAACAAGACGACCAUCACCAAGAAGUGGACAACCUGGGAAGCUCUGCACAUGAAGGGCGCCAUCACGCUCCUCACGACCAGCCCGAGCAGUCGUCGCAUCAACCCCACAACAGCAGCUAUGGCUAUCCCGACCAAUCGUCAUCGUACCAACCCACGCCUUCGUCAUCGUACGGACAGCAUCCUUCGCACGAAGGCGGUAGCAACGUCGGUGGAAGCUAUCAACCAGCUCCUGCGUCGCAAGGAGCUGGCAAGAUCUUUGUUGGUGGGGUGAGCUGGGAAACAACCGAAGACAACCUGCGGUCGCAUUUUGGACAGUAUGGUGCGUUGACCGACGCGGCAUUGAUGAAGGACAAGUAUUCGGGCCAGCCGCGUGGGUUUGGCUUUGUGACCUUUGAAGAUGCGUCAGUGGUCGACCGAGUGCUUAGCGAAACACACACGUUGGACGGUCGCAACGUAGAAGUGAAACGCGCAGUUCCUCGAGAUAGCGCUGGUGGUGGUCGCGCAGGUCCUCCCUCGUCUGGAGGUGGAGGCAGUUAUAGUGAUCGUAACGGCGGAGGUCGCCCGUCCGAGUCGAAGAAGAUCUUUGUCGGGGGACUGCCCCCAUCGGUCACGAACGACGACUUUCGCGCGUACUUCGAGGACUUUGGCAAGAUCACCGACGCUAUUGUCAUGAUGGACCGCGACACGCAACGCUCCCGCGGGUUUGGCUUUGUGAGCUUUGAAGAGGAAGGCGCGGUUGCCGAAGUUAUCAGCAAGAGCCACGAACUGCACGGCAAAGUCGUCGAAAUCAAACGCGCAGAGCCCAAGGGCGAAGUGCGCGGCGGGGGCCGAGGCGGCUACGACUACGGCGGUCGCGGCGGUGGGUCGUACGGAGGCGGCUACGGCGGUCGAGGCGGUCGCGGCGGGUAUGGUGCCCCCGGCGGGUAUGGCGGCGGCGGCUACGGGGGAGGCGGCUAUGGUGGCGGAGGCGGCUACGGUGGUCGCGGCGGUCGUGGCGGUGCUCCCGCCGGUGGAUACGGUGGCGGUUAUGGCGGUGGCGGCUAUGGCGGUGGCUACGCGGGCGGGUAUGGUGGCGGCUACGGCGGCGGGGGCUACGGCGGCUACGGAGGCUACGCGGGUGGCUACGGCGCGCCUGGUGCCCCGGGUGGUUAUGGCGGCUACGGCGGGUACCCUGGCUACGGAGGAUACCCGGGUUACGACCCGUCGGGUGCCCCUCCUCCGUCCGAAGGCUCGGCACCUCCCGAGGGUAGCGCGCCGUACGACGACCAGUCGGGCGGGUAUGGUGGUUAUGGCAGCUACCCGCGACAAGGUGGUGGUCCGCCAGGCCAAGGCGGGCCCAAGUCGGACCGAUACCGUCCAUAUUAGUAGUCCUGGCCCACUGUAUAUAAAAAAUUCGCGACACACUUGUGGUUAUAUUUGGAUCGCGUUUAAGAAGCGAUAAACGUGAGUCCACAUGGUGCGUUGAAUGGGCUCCAACGACUCGAGUUGACGAGAACGGGUCGACGACUCCUCAAGGAAAACUCGGUCCAACGUCGGAACGAGCGUCGACGCCGUCACUUGCACCACGUGGGGCGACGUGCCCAAUGUCUGAACGACCGAAGUAAAGUUGGCCAUAUGCGGACCAUGGAGCACAGUGCACCCCGACCGCAGCGGCUCGAGGACGUUGUGGCCCCCUAUCGGAACCAACGACCCUGCACCAGAAUCAGAAUCAGAAUAC
This is a messenger RNA of Aphanomyces astaci, 1777 nucleotides long. RefSeq lists its product as hypothetical. The coding region runs from base 43 to 1425 and encodes 460 amino acids. NCBI's taxonomy places the organism in Eukaryota, Oomycota, Saprolegniomycetes, Saprolegniales, Verrucalvaceae. The transcript has 3 exons. Gene Ontology annotation, molecular function: RNA binding. The record is from RefSeq and is a predicted model, not a curated record.